Panthera uncia (snow leopard) is the source of this 2877-nucleotide messenger RNA. RefSeq names its product cathepsin O (gene CTSO). Gene Ontology annotation, molecular function: cysteine-type endopeptidase activity. The record is from RefSeq and is a predicted model, not a curated record. The transcript has 8 exons. Bases 87 to 1043 code for a protein of 318 amino acids. Gene Ontology annotation, cellular component: lysosome. Lineage: Eukaryota; Metazoa; Chordata; Mammalia; Carnivora; Felidae.
CCGGGAGGGGGAGGAGCCGAGGAAUCGAAAGAGAAAGCAGGCGGCGGGAGCUGGCGGCCGCCGGCCUCCGGGAGCGGGGCGCGGGGAUGGAGCUGCGGGCGCUCUGGCUGCUUUGCUGCUGCUUCUGCUGCUGCGGCCGCGCUGCGGACCCCCGCGCCACCUUCACGGCGACGGAGCCGCGGAGCCGCGAGCGACAGGCAGCCGCCUUCCGGGAAAGUCUUCAUAGACAUCGAUACUUGAAUUCUGUAUUCCCUGGUGAAAACUCCAGUGCCGUCUAUGGAAUAAAUCAAUUUUCUUAUUUGUUUCCUGAAGAGUUUAAAGCUAUUUACUUAAGAAGCAAACCUUCCAGAUUGCCCAGAUACCGAGCAGAAGUGCAAACAUCCAUACCCAAUGUGUCUUUACCAUUAAGAUUCGACUGGCGGGACAAGCGUGUUGUAACACAAGUGAGAAACCAGCAGACCUGUGGAGGUUGCUGGGCCUUCAGUGUGGUGGGUGCCGUGGAAUCUGCAUAUGCGAUAAAAGGGAAGCCUUUGGAAGACCUAAGUGUUCAGCAGGUCAUUGAUUGUUCAUAUAAUAAUUACGGAUGCAAUGGAGGGUCUACUCUCAAUGCUUUGAACUGGCUGAAUAAGACGCAUGUAAAACUGGUGAGAGAUUCAGAGUACCCAUUCAAAGCGCAAAAUGGCCUGUGCCAUUACUUUUCUGAUUCACAUUUUGGAUUUUCAAUCAAAGAUUAUUCUGCAUAUGACUUCAGUGACCAAGAAGAUGAAAUGGCAAAAGCACUUGUCACCUUUGGCCCAUUGGUCGUGGUAGUAGAUGCAGUGAGCUGGCAAGACUAUUUAGGAGGCAUAAUACAGCACCAUUGCUCUAGUGGAGAAGCAAAUCAUGCAGUUCUCAUAACCGGGUUUGAUAAAAUAGGAAAUCCUCCAUAUUGGAUUGUGCGGAACUCAUGGGGAAGUUCAUGGGGAGUAGAUGGCUAUGCCCAUGUUAAAAUGGGAGGCAAUAUUUGUGGUAUUGCAGAUUCUGUUUCUGCUGUAUUUGUGUGAUUUGUUGGGCAGAUCAAGGGACAACUACGAAAAUGAAGGUUCAUAAUGGAAUGGAGCAUAGAGUUCAUUCUCAGUGUUAUUUGCCUGUAGGCCAUCAGCUCAGUGGCCUGGAAGUAAUCUGUGGAAGAGUUGCCUACUUUAGGAUGAAGGUCAAAUAAAGAAUUUCUUCAAUUUGAAGACACUUACCUGGUUUGAUUAUUGUUUUUGUUUGCUUGUUUUAAUGAUAUACUUCUAGUAAGAUUAAAGAACGGAUAGGAAUUGCUUUUCCUUUGUAGAAUAUAAUCACUAGCCUUAGCUUACACUUAUAUAGAAGAAAGCCAGACUAAAACGGGGUGUGCUUCUCACAAUUCACAGCCCACCGAGAUGGAAUUUCUUAAGGAUUUUGAAAUGCCAGUUGCUUUACCUCCACAAAAGAGGCAUACCCCUUGAACUGUAGAAAGGUCAUGUAGAAAGAAGCAAAAGGAGAAAGGCACUUUUUCAGAGAAAUAGAUUGAAAUUGAAGGACCGAUAUGGCAGCUAUAUGGUAGGAAAAACUCAAGUAGCAUUGUCUGAGAGACUAUUGUUAGGAAACUUUGUCAAUAGGAUUCCAAUGGGUCUUUUUUCUUAGUUUGUUCUCCCUGUGUUGAGGAGCAAUGCAUUUUCCCACUCUCUUUCUCUUACUCUUUACUGUGCCACUCCUAAAUUUUCCUAGUGUCUUGACUUCCCUGACUAAAGAAGCCUCCUAUUUUUACUAUUUUAUAACCAUUUAUUUGGCUCCAUUUGUUUCUAAGCCUUUAUCAAACCAGGAUCUCACCUUUCGGUUCCUCCCACCAUUCCUAGGCACCACCCCUUUCAAAGCCUAAUCCCAUCAGUCUGAGGUAUCAGCCAAACUGAAUUUCCUAGGCUCUCUGGUUUCCCACUCUUCUGCGUAUUUUUUCCAGAUUCCCAUUAGAACCACAUUUUUGUGCAUCUCUGCCUUCCUCCUGGUUCCUGGUUCUUGAUGCUGGUGUUCUCUCUUACAAAAGUCAUUAUGUGUGGGUGUGUGGGAGUGUAAGAGCCUCAGGGCAUAAGAGCUGAUCUACUCUUUGAACAGAAGCACAAUACAUAGUAUUAAAUGGAUUAAUAUAAGAAAAUCAUAUCCAAUAUUGCAUAUGCAAACUUUUCUUUUCUGAAAUUUACGGUUGCUUUCUAAGGUGGAAUAUCUUAACAAAAACAGAAUUUUAGACGUAACAGCAACCUCUAAAAAAAUUGAGGGGGUGCCUGGGUGGCUCAGUCGGUUAAGCAUCCGAUUGAUUUCAGCUAAGAUCGCGAUCUUGCCGUUCGUGAGUUUAAGCCCCACAUCUGGGCCUGUGCUGACUAUGAGGAGCCUGCUUGGGGUCCUUCCUCUCUUCCCCUCUAUCUCUGUGCCUGCCCUGCUCACACGUGCUCUCUCUCUCUCUCUCAAAAUAAAUAAGCAUUAAAAAAAAAUGAGGACGCCUCAUUUUCCUCUUACUUUUGAUCUUUAUUUAUCCAUCCCCUUUCUUAGAAAAAGAAAAAAGCAAAACAAAACACUGUAUUUCUUUGUUUUACACCAAACCAAAGCAAUCUCAAAAUAAUAUGUGUUGACCCAGGUAUAGAAACGUUCCAGGAGGAAAAAUAUUGAUAUUCUGAUUAACAUUUUCAUUAGCCAAGUAGGUCAGAAAGGAACCAUGUCCUGGUUUGUCUAGCUUGUAUUUAUUUACUGACUUCUGUAUAAGUGCUCUUCUGAUCAUCUUUUUCAAAUACUAAAUGAUUUUUAAUUAUAAAAUGAAUAAUACCUCUCAGCUGUUCUGGAUUUUGAUGGCAUUUAUAAUAAAACAACCUAUAUUUGACUUUG